AUGGCAAUAGUAAUCGAAGCACUUGCAGAAAAGGCUAUUUCUAGUCUCUUGGAGGCUGUAACAAGUUUGUUGAGAGAAAAGGUGGACCUCAUCUUGAAUGCCGAAGAUGAACUCAAGAAGCUCCAGAGGAAGCUGGAACGCUUGGAGGUGUCCCUUAAGGAUGUAGAUCGCAAGCCCUUUUUCAGCAGUGAGCGCGACAGGCUUGAUGCAAUAAAAAAAGAUUGGGAAAUGGUGGAUCUACUCAAAACAACACCAAAUAGAAGGUUUGAGGACCCUGUUCAUGGUGAACAUGACAACUCCCGAGGGACAACCCAUCACAUGGGUGCACAACCACCCAUAGGCAGGGAGGAUGAUAAAAGGGAGAUAGUGAAAAGGCUCUUGUCUCAUGAGUCUGCACAUAGUAGUAUGACUAAGAAGGGAAGUGUUUCCAUUAUCUCUAUUGUAGGAAAGGGUGGGAUUGGCAAAACAACUCUUGCAAAAAUGGUUCUUAGUGAAAUCGCGCAACAGUUCGGGGAGCGCAGGUGGUGGGUUUGUGUUUCAGAAAGGCCAAAACGUAAGGAUUUGGUGCGGCAGAUACUAAGGAAAGUGUGCAAUGGAUAUGGAGAAAACACUGAUUGUACCUUGGAUGGCUUGUGCACGAAAUUAUGGAACGAGCUCUCAAAGGAAAAGUUUUUGUUGGUUCUAGAUGAUGUGUGGGAACUAAACUGGUGGGAGGAAGAGCAAAGUUGGGACUUGUUCAUAAAGGAGGCAUUAAGAGAAGGUGAAGCGGAACGGGAUUUGGAGAACCAUAAUGUAAGAGAUGUUGGAGAGAGCAUAGUCAAGAAGUGUGGUGGUUUGCCGCUUGUGAUUAAGACGGUAGGGUCCAUGAUGCGUACCAAGCAAAUGAGUAGGGAAGACUGGAAGUCGGUCAAGGAUAGUAAGAUAUGGGAAUGGAAGAGGCAAGCAGCCUCAACAUCAUCGUCCACUGAAAUAUGUGGUGAUAUUCUUCCUGAGUUGCCCAAGGAAAUGGGUGAACUGUGUAACUUGAGGCAUCUUGGGCUGAAAGGAACAAAGCGUUUGAAAUUUAUAGUAGAAGGUUUGGGGAAGCUUACCAAUUUACGGACCUUGCAUAGGUUUAUGAUAUGUAAUGACAAAAGGAAGAGAAGAGGUUCCAAUAUUAGGGAACUAAAAGUCUUGAAGAAACUAAAGGGGGAAUUGUCAAUAGAAGGUUUGGGGAGAAGUAGAAAAGCAAUUGAUCAUGUAGGAAAUGCACAACUGCUUAAGGAGAAGCAUGGCAUAAUUAGUGUGGAAUUCCACUUUGGAAUUAUCGGAGGUGAUGACGAACAAGUGGUGACGACAAACAGAGUGGUGUGCUGGAGGCAUUGGAACCUCCACUUGGGCUCGAGUGCUUGA
Nymphaea colorata (pocket water lily) is the source of this 1392-nucleotide messenger RNA. Its product is annotated as putative disease resistance protein RGA1. The coding region runs from base 1 to 1392 and encodes 463 amino acids. The record is from RefSeq and is a predicted model, not a curated record. The transcript is spliced from 4 exons. NCBI's taxonomy places the organism in Eukaryota, Viridiplantae, Streptophyta, Magnoliopsida, Nymphaeales, Nymphaeaceae. Gene Ontology annotation, molecular function: ADP binding. Gene Ontology annotation, biological process: defense response to other organism.